Messenger RNA from Oreochromis niloticus (Nile tilapia), 780 nucleotides. RefSeq names its product collagen alpha chain CG42342-like. The coding region runs from base 24 to 548 and encodes 174 amino acids. NCBI's taxonomy places the organism in Eukaryota, Metazoa, Chordata, Actinopteri, Cichliformes, Cichlidae. The record is from RefSeq and is a predicted model, not a curated record. The transcript has 2 exons.
CGGUGGCGCUGCAGGCGGCGUGAAUGAAGAGGCUGCAGCUGGCGUGGAAGCCGGAGACGGAGGCGCUGCAGCUGGCGGCGGCGUGGAAGCCGGAGGCGCUGCAGGCUGGACGGAUCCCUUGGAUCCUCCAGCGACGACAGGAAGCAAAGGCCGGACGGAUCCCUUGGAUCCUCCAGCGACGACAGGAAGCAAAGGCCGGACGGGCCCCUUGGACCCUCCAGCGACGACAGGAAGCAAAGUCCGGAGCGGGCCCCUUGGACCCUCCAGCGACGACAGGAAGCAAAGGCCGGAGCGGUCCUUCGGACCCUCCAGCGGAGACACGAGGCAAAGGCCGGAGCGGUCCUUCGGACCCUCCAGCGGAGACACGAGGCAAAGGCCGGAGCGGUCCUUCGGACCCUCCAGCGGAGACACGAGGCAAAGGGUCUACUAGCCGACAUAAAGGCAGCUGGCAAUGCACUGAGCACUGGCUUUGCCCAGGCAACGCUAACACGGAGGAGUUCUCUGAGGGCUGCUUAAUCUUCAGGGGUCCAGUAAUAGCUGGGGGGUGAAACCUAGCUUCUGGGGAGGCCCUGGAGUGCAUUACUUCGCCUGAAGCAGCUAAAGCGCAAGAAUCUCCCUGGGAGGAACUUAGACUUUCUCCCUGCAUGAAGUGAGUGUGUGAGACUGGUGACGGAAUGAGCGAAGGAGCUACGGGGGACACUGGAGCUACGGGGGACACUGGAGCUACGGGGGACACUGGAGCUACGGGGGACACUGGAGCUACGGGGGACACUGGAGCUA